Messenger RNA from Drosophila albomicans, 1072 nucleotides. RefSeq names its product syntaxin-4. The record is from RefSeq and is a predicted model, not a curated record. Lineage: Eukaryota; Metazoa; Arthropoda; Insecta; Diptera; Drosophilidae. Bases 41 to 1009 code for a protein of 322 amino acids. Gene Ontology annotation, biological process: intracellular protein transport; vesicle fusion; vesicle-mediated transport. Gene Ontology annotation, cellular component: SNARE complex; membrane; endomembrane system. Gene Ontology annotation, molecular function: SNARE binding; SNAP receptor activity. The transcript is spliced from 8 exons.
UACAUACACUCCCGCACACUCUCACACAUACACCCGCACAAUGGCAAGAGAUAGGCUGCCGGAGCUUUUGCAGCGUUCGCUGAGCGCCAACUCAACGUCAUCGUCCUCGAACGGUUCGUUGCUGCUCAGUGUUUACAACGCCACCACCGAGUCCUUGAACAACAUCAGCAACAACAGCAACAGCAACAACAACAACAAUAACAACAGUGGAGACAACAACAAGGAUCGCGACAAGAUGGCGCAACAUGGAACCAAUGUGGAUGCCAUUCUGAAUCCAUACUCGGAAAUUCGGUAUCAACUAGCUCAGAUCGCUGCGAAUUUGGAGGCAAUGAAUCGCAUGUCGCAGACAAUUCAUCUGCGCACCUUUUGCGAGAAUGAAAUGGAUGAGCUGCACAACAAGAAUCUGCGCUUGGGAAACCAGCUAAUGACUCGCUUCAAGGAGUUCAAGGCAAAUCUGCCGCCAGAAACGGAUUACAGUCUGGAGGCGAGAAUGAAACGUACGCUCUUCUAUGGACUCUAUCAGACCUACAUUAAUCUCUGGCAGAAGAACGAACUGUUCUUGCAAAACUAUGAGACAAAGGUUAAAAAGAACCUGCGAAUGCAUUCCAAGAUCAUCAAUUCAGAAGCCAGUGAACAGGAGAUUGAGCUGCUGAUAGAAAACAAAACCACAAAACUCUUUGUGGACAAUAUCCUGCAAGAAACGGAAAUGGAACGACAAACGUUGAGGGAUCUCAUGGAUCGCUUCAACGAGCUAAAGAAGCUAGAGAAGUCCAUUGAAGAUGUGCACGCUCUGUUUAUGCGCAUCCAAACGCUCGUCAUGGAACAGAGCGAGACGAUACAACGCGUCGAGUUCCAUGCGAAUCAGGCGACGCUCUAUACAGACAAGGGAGCUACUGAGCUGGAUCAGGCCAAAGAAUAUAAAAAGAAGGCGCGAAGGAGAAAAUUAAUGAUCAUUGCUAUACUCGUCGCUGUACUGUUAGUUCUAAUAUUCGUCGGUAUUUAUUUGUGAUAUAAAUAACCACAAGAAACUGUUUUAUUUUUUUUUUUUAAUAAUUUUAAGUUAAAUAAAAUG